This is a messenger RNA of Periconia digitata, 452 nucleotides long. Lineage: Eukaryota; Fungi; Ascomycota; Dothideomycetes; Pleosporales; Periconiaceae. The record is from the annotation of a GenBank genome assembly.
CUACCUGAAACGUGUGGCGCCAGAUUCCAGAUUCCAGAUGGCAUCCCCAAUCAACCCUGGAACACGCUUCCGUCCGCCAUGCUUCCUCUUUCUUCCAGAACAUGGCGACCAUCGUCUCUCUUUUGCCUUUGUUUGAUUGAUUGAUUGCAUCAGAUGAAUCAAAUCUUCGAUACGAACCUGGCCCCCAGAUUGCACCUCGGCGCCUCCGCCCGUUCGUUCCUUGCCGUCUCCCAUCAUCGUCAUCAUCAUCAUCAUCAUGGUCAGCUCAGCUCCAUCAAUCACAUUACCUAUUUCCGCUUGGAGGCAGUCAACAUGUCCAAUUUCGAACAAUCGUCUCUAGCCUUCUCUUCCAAACUUUACCCAUUACCGCAUAUGCCUUGGUGUGCCUAACUGACAUGUGCUAUCCGCCGGAGAUUAAUUCACCACUUAGGCAGAUAUAUAUCAUACCCUUU